CGUUUCGCAAAGCCAUCAGAUACUCAUACCACUUCAUCUAGUUAAUCACUAUGCGUUGUAUGCAUUCGACAUGGAGAACAAGAAAAUAUCGAUACUUGACUCGCUCAGUGCACUAGGCCCCUUCAACGAAUCAAGAAUAUCUAGACAUAACAAGACAUGUCACACCAUAGCAUAUCAUCUCGCCGAGUGCAUGAGGUUAGCUUUUCCUGGAUGGGAUGAGGACAUACCUAGCUGGGGUAUUGAGGUCGUAGAGAACAUACCAGAACAACAAAACUCGGAUGAUUGCGGUUUUCUUGUAUUGAACUUCAUGCGCAACUGGAAUGGCCUCCGUCUAAUUAAUUUCAUAAGCAAGGAUUCUAACGACCUAAGGUGCACUUUUCUACUGGACUUGCUGACGUUCAAGACAAAUGAAGCUUCUCUUCCAGAUUGGGUUAAACUCCAGCUCAGCCAGCUUAGGGAUUAGACUAGUAGACAACAUUAUCCGCAAACAUUUCCCUAUAGAUUUUCUUCAUUCGUAGCCAGCCACACUGUACUUUGCUUAACUAUGUCAUUGUAUUUGCAUAUUCUCCUUACUUUCAGAAAUGAAUAUCAAUCUCUA
Messenger RNA from Triticum aestivum (bread wheat), 598 nucleotides. RefSeq lists its product as uncharacterized. Lineage: Eukaryota; Viridiplantae; Streptophyta; Magnoliopsida; Poales; Poaceae. The record is from RefSeq and is a predicted model, not a curated record. Gene Ontology annotation, molecular function: cysteine-type peptidase activity. Bases 71 to 463 code for a protein of 130 amino acids. The transcript has 4 exons. Gene Ontology annotation, biological process: proteolysis.